This is a messenger RNA of Alternaria alternata, 533 nucleotides long. RefSeq lists its product as hypothetical. The record is from RefSeq and is a predicted model, not a curated record. The transcript has a single exon. Bases 152 to 442 code for a protein of 96 amino acids. NCBI's taxonomy places the organism in Eukaryota, Fungi, Ascomycota, Dothideomycetes, Pleosporales, Pleosporaceae.
AGCACUGACCACUGGCCAUCCUUCGCUCCACUCGCGCAGCUGAGAUUACUUUCACCGCAACAAACGCGGUUGGAGGCAUCUCGAAUAGGUAUAAGACUUGCUAAUGAUGCGGGAUUAACUUCAGCCGGAUCUACUGCGAUCUUGUUGCCUAAUGCUUAGGGGUUUUCUUUGGACGACGACAGCUCUCCUGCUUUACUCCUUCCAUCUCUUCAAUCUGGGUAUUCAGAAGGUUAUCGGCGAAACGCUCGGUAUACCCCUUCAUGAAAUCGUCCUAUCACUGGAGCUUUUUCAGAAGGUGGGACACCAUCGAUGGAAUGUACAACUUUGGAUCCUUGAUACCGAAUAUCAGUGGGAUAUCAAUUCCAACAUGACCUCAAAAGACUCAACAGAUAGCAUAUGUUGGAUGCUUGCGACUGUGUCAGGCAAAUUCAUGGUUGCAUAAUCUGGAGUAUGCUAAUUCCGAAACAAUAGUCAUUUGAACAUCCCCAAAAGCUGGUAGUAUCCGUCACAUACAUGCUUUGCCUGCUAGAAAC